CUUCUUCUCCUCAGGCAUAUGUCUCUCCUCAGUCCUCUCCCACCUCUUAUCCGUUUAUUUAUCACUUCCUCUGCACAUCUCUCUCUCUGUGACUCUGUCUCCCUCAUCUACAAGCACUGUUGCAGACUGAUAGCAGUAUAUAUAUCCAUACACACAAUUCGUAGGUACAUGAAUAGAUACAAAUAGGAAAAUGUCGUGUCUGCUGCCGCAGUUCAAGUGCUUGCCGGACACUUUCUCUUUCCAUCCCAAAACUCCCCACUUCCACCCCCCUAUUCAUCUCUUAAAAUGUAAAGAGUCAAUCCUUAUUCGGUCACAAUGCGUGGUAUCCACUGCAUCACCACCAACCUCAACCGCCACUGCAAGAACAAUUGAUGUGGAAAAGCUGCUAUUACUAUAUUUAGAAGAUAAACCAAAUCCUGCUGCCGCAGACAGACCUUGGACUUAUGUAGGCACGGUUGGUCCACCCACAGAGGCAAAUUUUGGAGCAAGUUUGGCUACAGAAACUAUACUUACAAGUGAAGAGGCUACUAUUGCUGCUGCUGCUGCUGAAGCAGUUGCUCUGGCGAAAUCAGCUGUCAGAGUUGCGAAGGAAGCAGCAAUGAUGGUCAGCCAUAAAAGCUUAACAACAGCGGAUGUCAAAGCUGCAAUAGUCGCAAAAUCAGCUGUCAGAGUUGCGAAGGAAGCAGCAAUGAUGGUCAGCCAUAAAAACUUAACAACAGCGGAUGUCAAAGCUGCAGUAGUCGCAUCUGAAGCUAAUAUGCUUUCAGAAAUAAGACAAGUUGGUGUAGCUGGAGAUUUAACAGCAGCUGCAACUGAGUUGUGGGGGAACUUUCCAUUGCAAUACCCUAGUAUUAAGGAAGAUGAUUUAUUUCCAAUAAAUGAGCAACUUAAACAGCUCCUCACAGAAUUCCCUGAUGUAGCUGUGAGAUCAAGGCGUCAAUUAGAACGAAAUGCCCGAAGAGCUGAAGCAGCUGAGAAGGCUUCAGCCAAAACUACUGUAUCUGUCAAGUCCACAAGCCGAAAAAAGCGUACUUCUUCGCAAGAUAUGACUGAUCCGUUGCGUUACUUGAGAGGAACUACAAGUGGGUCCAGGCUUCUCACUGUUGCUGAAGAACAUCAGUUGUCAGAAGGAAUCCAGGACCUGCUGAAAUUAGAGAAGCUCCGAGAUGUUUAUGCUGAACAUUGUGGAAAUCAGCCCACCUUUGCGCAAUGGGCUGACGCAGCAGGUGUUGAUCAGAAAAUCCUGAGCAAGCGUCUAAAAUAUGGCAUUCAAUGCAAAGAAAAAAUGAUUGUCAGCAACAUGCGGCUUGUCGUUUCAAUUGCAAAAAAAUUUUGCGGAGUUGGAAUGGAUAUCCAAGAUCUUGUUCUGGAAGGUUGUCGAGGCCUUGUGAAAAGUGCAGAAAAGUUUGAUGCUUCGAAGGGGUUCAAGUUCUCAACCUAUGCUCACUGGUGGAUUAAGCAAGCAGUUCGGAAGUCUCUUAAUGACCAGACCAGAACAAUUAGCUUACCACCUCGCCUGGUUGAGGCGGCUUAUAAAGUUAAGGCGGCCAGCAAGCAGCUAUAUUGCAAUACUGGAAGACAUCCCAACAGUGAAGAAGUUUCUGAGGUCACAGGGCUCUCAAUGAAGAGGCUCGAAGCUGUAUUACUAGCCCCUAAAUCUCCAAUAUCACUAGACCAAAAGACCGGAUUCAACCUCGAUCUCAAUCCCUUGGUCCGUAUAUUUCCCUAUUCAAAUAAACUCUCCCGCAGAUGCCGUUUUUGUUCAACUUCUCAGUCAUCUUUUGUAUCACAGGAUGUAAUUGCUGCUCCUGAUGAAGUACCAGUGGAAGAACUUUUGACCAGGCGGACAAUGAUGCAGGACCUGGAAAAGGUAUUGAACACACUUAGGUGGAACGAGAGGCACGUGAUCCGAUUGAGGUUUGGACUGGGGGAUGGAAGAACAAAGACAUUGCAAGAGAUUGGGGAGUCAAUGGGUGUGAGCAGAGAAAGAAUCAGGCAAAUCGAGUUGACUGCCCUCCGAAAGUUGAAAAACAAAAGGAGAUCCAAGCAUUUGCAGCAAUAUGCGGCUACGUGUGCACGUUAACAGAUCAAGAGACCAGAUAAAAACUACUUCAGCUUCGAGGAACCAACUAGCUUUGCUUGAGGCUUAGAAAAGGUUGUAACUUGUAAAGUUGUAAGCGUCAUUCCUAGUUUUUGUAUCAUUUCUUCCUCUCUUUUUCCCAUCAACUUCUCCGAGUACUAGGCAUCAUUCUUGAUAGAAAAAACAGUUUUCUUUUUAAUCAAAGCGUUCUCAAUUUUUUA
Molecule: messenger RNA, 2301 nt
Organism: Rhododendron vialii
Lineage: Eukaryota; Viridiplantae; Streptophyta; Magnoliopsida; Ericales; Ericaceae
Product: RNA polymerase sigma factor sigB
Exons: 6
Coding region: 191-2083 (630 amino acids)
Biological process (GO): regulation of DNA-templated transcription; DNA-templated transcription initiation
Molecular function (GO): DNA-binding transcription factor activity
Source: RefSeq, a predicted model, not a curated record